CUAGGGGAGAUUUGGCGCUGCCGUCUGGAGGUGUACGAAGAUUGCGGGGGUUGCUUUGGUUUCGAGAGUGCGCCAUAGUUUACAAAAAGACGCGACUCAGGAUCAGACUCCUUCAAGACGCUCACGUUUCGGUACGCAUCAACGCCGUAGGAUCGAGAUGUCGUCCACCUCCCAGAAGCACCGCAACUUUGUCUCCGAGCCCAUGGGCGAGAAGGUGGUGACGGACCUCGCGGGCGUCGGCGAUGUUCUUGGGCAGAGGCUGGUACAGAAAGGCUUCGACAAGGCCUACGUGGUGCUGGGGAAGUUCUUGAUGGUGAAAAAAAACAAAGACCUCUUCAUCGAGUGGAUGAAGGAAGUAUGCGCCGCCAACAGCAAGCAGGCGUCUGACUGUUACCAGUGCCUCUACGACUGGUGCUCGGAGUUCCUGUGAUGCGGUGGCUGCAGUGCCCAUACCUUUCUGUAUACAUACUGACGUUUUUAGUUGUUCUUUUCUUUUACUUUAGCUUUUAACGUAAACUUGAUUUAAUAAAUAUUUGAAAUAUAUGUA
Ixodes scapularis (black-legged tick) is the source of this 547-nucleotide messenger RNA. RefSeq names its product barrier-to-autointegration factor. The record is from RefSeq and is a predicted model, not a curated record. Lineage: Eukaryota; Metazoa; Arthropoda; Arachnida; Ixodida; Ixodidae. Gene Ontology annotation, molecular function: DNA binding.